AUGGCUGCUGUCCCUCGACGAGAGUUUUCUCCUCCACGGCUGAACUACCGAAUCGGGAACGCAAGAGUCGCGAAUAGAGGCUGGAACAUCCUUCAUAUUAAAUUCCACCGUGGCGCACAACUUCCAAAUUGGUCUGUGCUCGUAGUCCGCGAUCGACCGUCGGUCUUUUCAGAGCCUACUGAUACUCGAUUGCGUGGCCUCGUUCACCAUCGUUACUCUUACCUAAUCUUCCUUCGCCCCACCAAGAUCCAGAAGGGAAUACCGUCUAUCGCUGCAGUUGUUGCUAGCGUGCACAGUGACUUUAUCCAGGACCCUGCAAGCGUGCGCAUCCAACAAUCGGAUGAAAUCAAACAGAUACUGGAUGAACUAACUGACAUGAUCAUCGAAUGGUUGCAAUGCUAUCAAACAAAUAACAAUGCACUUCCAGAUCGUGUUUUUGUUUUCCGAGAUGGCGUUUCAGAGGGCCAGUACGACACCGGCUUGAAUGAGGAAUUAUCCCAAAUCUUGAAUGCGUUGAAAAGGUUGAACACGAAAGACCGAAAAGAACCCUAUAGACCUCUACUGUCUAUAGUCAUCUGUGGAAAACGUCAUCAUGCCAGAUAUUAUUACUUUUAUGCUGAUGGAAAUGACAAUACCAGACCAAAGACGAUUGUUGACCGAGGGAUUAAUAAUGUCUUUGACUUCGAUUUUUAUCUUCGAGCUCGUGCUAGACUCCAAGGACACGCAAAACCAAUGUACUAA
Molecule: messenger RNA, 741 nt
Organism: Lentinula edodes (shiitake mushroom)
Lineage: Eukaryota; Fungi; Basidiomycota; Agaricomycetes; Agaricales; Omphalotaceae
Product: Piwi domain-containing protein
Exons: 6
Coding region: 1-741 (246 amino acids)
Molecular function (GO): nucleic acid binding
Source: RefSeq, a predicted model, not a curated record